UAUGACUACCGGAUUUGAGGCCGACAACGGGUCGUAGAAGGAUGAGCGAGUGCAGAGUACUGUGAGGGUAGCGAGUAAACCACUGAUCAGCAUCCACGAGGUGAACCUUAAUCCCCUAGCAUGGGACGGGUGUGCCUCGCCAUGCUUAAGGGCUGGAGCUACCCACAUCCACCGAACACGACUUUAGUCGUGUCAUGGUCUAGGGCUCUCCUGCUCCGGCUAGCCACAAACGGUUGCGACGGUCAAGGAGGUGCCUUUUCGUUGGAAAGUUGGAUGAUUAUCGGAUACCAAUGCCAGCAGUCCCCGCGGCGCAGGGACGCAAAUACCCCAAGGGGUCUGGUGGCAAUGGAGUUGGAUCUUGAAGCCAAUGCGGUAGUACCCACAGUAUCUCGGCGAGCGUCUGUGACAGAGAAUGGCUGUUUGAUCGCCAGCCUAAUCUACUUGGCAGAAUUGCCGUCCUUAGUGCGAAGGGUGUGCAGUGGGCCUGGUGUUGGUGAGACGUCUUUGUCCAUUAGCGACGAAGGCAAAGAACAACAGUUCCUCAGAAGCCUCCCGUUCGCUGCACGCCUUACGCCGCCUUACCCUCCUCGAAAUCGCUCCCGCAACUUUAUGUCGAACAGCGUCUGCUACUGCGAAUGGUUGCGACCAAAACUACGGGUCGUCUUUCGCUUUGAGGACUUGCCAAUCUCAGCCCUGCUCCUCACACGUGCGUGUCGAUGGUGCAUGGUGGGGUGACAAAAGGAAAGAACUCCGACUUUGCACACGUCGUCGUCACCCACAGAGAUGCAUGCGGAUGGUGACCCUUGAGGGUGGUGUGCCCUGAGACAGCAUUCUGGCCUUGACGGUCUACAUUAGGGUUUGGCGUGACGGUUCAUCAUUUGACUUCUGGCAUUGCUGCAUGAAUACGUGCUGAAGACAGGCUCCGGCCGAGCCAAGCAGCACUCUUUCCUUCUUUUGCAGCGCAAUCUGCAAAUGCAGGGGUACGUUAGUCCAACACGAAUUGCUUAC
This is a messenger RNA of Didymella exigua CBS 183.55, 1008 nucleotides long. RefSeq lists its product as uncharacterized. Lineage: Eukaryota; Fungi; Ascomycota; Dothideomycetes; Pleosporales; Didymellaceae. The transcript has a single exon. The record is from RefSeq and is a predicted model, not a curated record. The coding region runs from base 121 to 735 and encodes 204 amino acids.